UAUAUUGUCUUUCCUGGAGAGGCCGAAUCUCUCGUGGAAUCGCUCUUAUAUUUUGAUCUUUCUGAAUUUGGAUGUCCUUCAUGGUACAAGCAACACUACUAUAUAGAGAGACUUAAUUUACAGGCUGUAGCUUCUGCUCGUUCCGCUUCAAAUGAAUUUGUCAAAGAAUUGCUUGUAUCUCACAACAAAGUUUUAGUUUUAUUAAGUAAUCUUGUGAGCUGUUCUCUUUGGCUAGAACGUAUUCUUCCUAUUAUUCUGGAUUCCGAAUAUGAACCAACUUCUUCGUUUCCUAUAUAUAUAAUUUUACAUCACCAUGCAAUUCUUUCAAAUAUUCUUGAGACUGUUCUUUAUCAUAGCGAGGCUAUGGAAACUCUUGGUGAUUCCUCCGUUGAUCUGGUUGAUUGGUGUUACUAUCAAAUGUGUUUUUUGAUUAAAGAAGCUAAUACUAAUGACUCAAAGCAAAUUAUUGCGGAACUCAAAGAAAAGGUUGAUCACGCGUCUAUCAAGGAUGAAUUGAAAGCCCACCAGAGUGUCAUACGAUUUGAGAUUGGAAUGAAAGCUAUUGCUUUGAUGCGCUACCUGAUUGAGCACAGUUGUUCUGAUUUUGCUGCUGAGCACUCAAACUCUACAUGUUUGCCACUAGGAGUAAUAAGAAGAAUACUAAACACCUAUGAUAUCCCCAUUCUUUUUUGCAAUUUAAUCGAAUUGGCACCUUGGUCAGUUAUGCGCGUAGUUAAAGGAUCAGAUGGAAGUCUACACAAUAAAAAAUUCUACUGGCAUGAAAGUGGUUGUUGGAUAGAGGCAGAUGAGAUGCCUGCAAUGACGAAAUUGGAAGGCCAGCUUUGGCUGGGUUUAUAUCAAGUCCUGUUCAACCAUCCUAAUACAAUUAACUACGAUUUAACGCUGAAUCAUCGAAAAAAUAACUUACUUAGCCUUCGCUCUCAGCUUACUGAGCAGAGGCUUGACAACUUACCAGUACUGAUAAACCUAAGAAGAUUCCUUGAAGAACUUGCACUUUCCGAUGCAAGUUAUGCGGGCAGCAAUCGUAACCCAGGUCUGGCAAAUUUUUGUCUCGUAGAAGCGCUUCCAAUUAUUCAUGACGACAUUAUUCGAAGCCACAUUAUUGUUCAUGAAAAUCUUUAG
This is a messenger RNA of Protopolystoma xenopodis, 1143 nucleotides long. The record is from the annotation of a GenBank genome assembly. NCBI's taxonomy places the organism in Eukaryota, Metazoa, Platyhelminthes, Monogenea, Polystomatidea, Polystomatidae.